This is a messenger RNA of Didymella exigua CBS 183.55, 771 nucleotides long. Its product is annotated as signal peptidase 22 kDa subunit. The coding region runs from base 1 to 771 and encodes 256 amino acids. The record is from RefSeq and is a predicted model, not a curated record. Gene Ontology annotation, cellular component: signal peptidase complex; membrane. Gene Ontology annotation, biological process: protein targeting to ER. Lineage: Eukaryota; Fungi; Ascomycota; Dothideomycetes; Pleosporales; Didymellaceae. The transcript has 2 exons.
AUGCACUCUGCACUGGUGCGACUGCAGAAUGUCUUCGGCUUCUUUACCACUGUCGCCUUCACCGUCGCCACCGUGAUCGCGCUCAGCAGCUUCAUCUCCCCCCAGAGUCCCACCGCCGACAUCCAGCUGCGCAAUGUGCAGGUAGUCAAGGGGCGGCCACACUACUACAGCUAUAAGAAGGAGGAGUAUGCGCACGUCAAGUUCGACUUGGACACCGACCUGAGCUCGCUCUUCAACUGGAAUACAAAGCAAGUUUUCGUGUACCUGAAAGCCGUGUACCCCGGCACAAAAUCCGAACCCUCCUCCGAAGCCAUAAUCUGGGACGCAAUCGUGGCCUCCAAGUCCGCGCCCUGGCACCAGAACCACUACAUCCACCCUUCCACCUCGAAAUCGAAACUGCCCAAGAAGUCCAAGAAAGCCCAGCUCAAGGAAAAGACCAACCCCGAAUCCCCGUAUCCCGUCGGCGAGCUCCACCUCAAGGCCCAGCGACCGAAAUACCAAAUCACGGACAUUACGGGGAAGCUACAGAACAGGCAGAAUGUCACUCUGGAGUUGGGCUGGAAUGUGCAGCCGUGGGUUGGCGCGCUGACGUGGACGAAUUGGCGGACGCUGGGCGUGUGGAAGGGGCUUGAGGGUGGGAGCAGCGAGGCAUUUACGUUCCCGGAGAUUGGCGCGAAGAAGGUCGAUGCGAAGGACUUGAAGACUGAGAAGGGCGCUGAGGGGUACAGGCUCGAGGUAGGGCAGGGAGAGAAGAGGAGGAGUGCGCAGUAG